AUGACAACCAUAUCACCAACCACAAAUCAAGACCAACACCCACACCUCCUAUCCCCAACAGAAGCAUUAAUUCACUACUGCAACUACGUCUUAACUGAAGAAUUAGAAGAACUUCAAAAAAUAGAAUACAAUAAUAAAGGUCGUAAAUAUAAAUUUAUAAAUAAUCAAUUUCAAAGAAUAAGACAAGAAGAUAAACAUUUAAUAAUAUAUCCAGAACAACCUCAAUUAAAAAUAUCAUUUUAUUCAGCUUUUAGCAUCCUAUAUCAAAUUAAUGAUCUACUAAUUCAAAAUCCAGAAUUUUGUUGUACAAUACUUUCAAUAGCUUUAGACUUAGAAAAAAAUCAAUGGUUUGAAGAACAAAAUUCUUCUAUUAUACAUUUCAAAAAUUGUAAAAUUGAUCCAAGAACAUUAAAAGAUGAAGCAGAUACAUAUAUUUUAAAACAUCCAAUUACUGAAAAACAUAAAAAAUGGGGCAUUAAUUUAUUAAUUUGUUCAAAAUUGAAUUUCUUACAUACAGAUCAUCAUAUAGGUACAAAAUUAGAAGGAGAAAUGAUGAUUCAUCACCUAACUGAAUAUUUUGGAGAUGACUCUUUAUCAUCAAUAGAUAUUUUAAUUGCAUUAAAAAGUUCAGUACAUUGGGCUAACAUUCGUGGAAUAUUAUACAAAUUAAAUAUUCCAAAUAUAAAAACAACACCACAAUUAGUUACUAAUUUUGCUAAUUUUCCUGCACCUAGCCUAAAAUUACAACAAAAUAUUUACUCAAAAUAUCCCAGUGGGACUUCUAAAUAUUCACUUUUGAAAAAAUCAUUUUUAAAAUUGCAAAAUUUCAAAUACUCCAAACUUAUCGAGUUAUCAUCCGAAUUUAUUCACCCAAUAACUUGGUUAUUCCAAUUAUGUACAGAUAUAGAAACAGAUCCAAUAAAGUACCACCUCAGAUCUAAAACUAAACAAUUAUGUGAAUCACCAAUUAAUUUAAUGGAUUUAUCAGUAACAAACAAAGAAAACAUAGAUGUGUUAUUCAAUUUAAUUUCAAUAAUAGUCAACGUAUUCGCUAACCAGGGAGAUGAAGAUGAACUAGAUCAACUAAUUUUAAAUUCCAAGAUUCCUAAAUUUGAAGAAUCUUCAAAAAAUUUCCCUACAUUAACUACUUCAUUAACUUCACUCAAGAACAAAAUUGAAUACUAUCAAUUAAAAAAUUGGAAUACUGAUGAUAUUAUAUCUAGAUUAAUCGACGAAGUGAACACAGAGAAUAGCAUAUACUCAAUUUUAACCAAUCUACAAGCUUAG
Lodderomyces jiufengensis is the source of this 1287-nucleotide messenger RNA. RefSeq lists its product as uncharacterized. The coding region runs from base 1 to 1287 and encodes 428 amino acids. Lineage: Eukaryota; Fungi; Ascomycota; Pichiomycetes; Serinales; Debaryomycetaceae. The transcript has a single exon. The record is from RefSeq and is a predicted model, not a curated record.